AUGCCCCGGUCCAAGCGUGACCGCGUCGUCGCCCUCACCCAGACGAGCAAGAAGGGCAAGGAGGCAAAGGCCAAGCUCAUCGACGAGGUCCGCCAACAGGCCGACAACCACAAGUUCCUCUGGGUCUUCGAGGUCGAGCACAUGCGCAACAACCUCCUCCAGGAGGUCCGCAAGGCCUGGAAGGGCUCGAGGAUCUUCCUCGGCCGCAACGCCGUCAUGCGCAAGGGCCUCGGCGCGACCCCGGAGGACGAGUGCCGCCUCGGCGUCCACAAGGUGGCCAACAUGCUCGAGGGCAGCCGCGGCCUCCUGUUCACCGACGAGACGCCCGACGUCGUCUCCGAGUGGUUCGCCUCGUUCCACAAGGCCGAUUUCGCGCGCACGGGCAACAAGGCGACCGAGACGUUCUCUCUCCCCGUCGGCCCCGUCUUGAUCAACGACGAGCCGGCGGCGCACUCGCUCGAGCCCCAGCUGCGCAAGCUCGGCCUCUCGACGAGCCUCUUGCGCGGCGUGCCGACCCUCACGGCCCCUCACACGGUCUGCAACGAGGGCGACACGCUCAACCCGAAUCAGGUCAACCUCCUCAAGCUGUUUGGCAAGACGUACGCGACCGUGCGU
Molecule: messenger RNA, 615 nt
Organism: Rhodotorula graminis WP1
Lineage: Eukaryota; Fungi; Basidiomycota; Microbotryomycetes; Sporidiobolales; Sporidiobolaceae
Exons: 3
Biological process (GO): ribosomal large subunit assembly; rRNA processing; nuclear-transcribed mRNA catabolic process
Cellular component (GO): nucleolus; preribosome, large subunit precursor
Molecular function (GO): RNA binding
Source: RefSeq, a predicted model, not a curated record